Zeugodacus cucurbitae (melon fly) is the source of this 1987-nucleotide messenger RNA. Its product is annotated as pickpocket protein 28-like. The coding region runs from base 145 to 1965 and encodes 606 amino acids. The record is from RefSeq and is a predicted model, not a curated record. Gene Ontology annotation, cellular component: membrane. Lineage: Eukaryota; Metazoa; Arthropoda; Insecta; Diptera; Tephritidae. Gene Ontology annotation, molecular function: ligand-gated sodium channel activity. Gene Ontology annotation, biological process: sodium ion transmembrane transport. The transcript is spliced from 6 exons.
UUAAUUGAAGGGUCUUAAGAAAUAUAUUUUUAAAUUACUUUAUUUCACUCAUACAUACUUAUAUGACAAAUGUAAGGACUUAAUAGUAUAUGAAUGAAUUUUAUUUAAUAAUUAAAGCGUUAUACUGCAAAUUAUUCAUUUGCAAUGGAUCCUUCGUUGAGAGCACACUACCUGAGAGCAAAACAUAGCACCAUGAAGCGUUACGAUGUGGUUAUAAAAAGAAAAGUCUUGCAAAAAAGAAAACUGAAAAAAAUCAAGUCUAUUUUAUUCGAUAAUUUUAAGGAGUAUUGCGAAAAUACAUCGAUCCAUGGACUAAAAUAUAUAGUGAAUAAACAUUUGUUUCCUAUUGAACGGUUAUUCUUUGCUAUAGCACUGAUCUGCUUUGUCUAUGGAGUAGCUAUCUUCGUGGGCGAAAUCUAUGAAGACUGGGACUAUAUCCCUAUGCUUGUAAGUAUCAAUCCGAAGCUUACGAGAAUUACAGACGAUCCAUUUCCGGCGGUUACCAUCUGUAAUCUAAAUCAAGCUUAUAGGUCAAAGGCUCAACAAUUUUCAAUCUAUUCGUUUGAUUAUACCAUAAUACAAAUGCUCUGCAAGCGCGAUGUUAACGUUACUAUUGCUGAUAGCAUUACGGAUUGGAGUAAUUUGAUACAUUUAAUUCAUGACAUCUCUCAGCCGUGCAGUAAUAUGUUAUUGCAAUGUAAGUACGCCGGAUUAGAAUUCAAUUGCACUGAACUUUUUCGACCUAUCAUCACCGACAAUGGAUUAUGUUGCGUCUUUAAUAUGAUUGAUCCGAAGUUCAUGUACCGAAUUUACAACACCACAGCGGCGAAAUCGUUUACUAAUGAGAAUUACAAAUAUCCCGAAGGGUAUGAGCCAGUUGACUGGAGUUCAGAGGCAGGAUAUCCAAGCGAUUUACCCGAAAAAUUCAUACCAAUGAAAAGUGCAGGAACCGGUGAGAGUGUGGGAAUCAGCAUUGUCCUUGAUGUUGAAAGCGAUCAAUAUUACUGUUCGACAUCGGAUAGCAUCGGUUUUAAAAUCCUACUACACAACCCGCUCGAAGUGCCGAACAUGCGCGAAAUUGGUCUUUUACUCUCGCCGGGACGUGAGACGAAGAUUCGUAUCCAACCCGAAAAAGUCGAAUCUGAAAGAUACGUUCGUUACAUCAGCAAAAAUGCACGAAAUUGCUUAUUCGAAAACGAGCAGCGUCUGUAUGUUUAUAAGAAGUAUACACAACGCAAUUGUGGUGUCGAAUGUAGUGCUGGCUGGAUUUUAGAAAAUUGUGGCUGUCUGCCACAUUAUGUACCAAAGUUAUUUGGCAAUGAAACCACUUGUGGCAUGCGUGAGUCCAAUUGCGUUGAACGCAUUCGCUUAGAAACAAUGCUAUUAAAGAACUCGAGAAGGAAUUGUGCCGAUUUCUGCAUGCCAUCAUGCAAUGAUCUCUCCUAUAUGCCAUCAUUCUUCUCUGCACCACUAAUUCAUUCGGGAUUUGAAAAUGAGAAAUUCGCUGAAAAUAUUAGUAAAGCUUAUCUGGAGAAAAAUAUUGCUGUCGUGAAUAUUUUCUUUAAACAUACCACUUAUAGAAGUCAGAAGAACUCGGACUAUAUUGGAGUAACUGAUUUUUUAUCAAGCAUUGGCGGUAUAAUAAGCCUUUUCUUUGGCUUCAGCUUCAUCUCCUUAGUUGAGCUGAUUUUUUAUGCGUUUUUAAGGCCCCUUCGAAUUCCAUUUACAACACUGAAAUGGCGAAUUGUGAAGUCGGCGAAAACACAUAAGCUAAGAUCUAUCCAACUCCCAUUUAGAAAACAUUCGGUUAAUUCCUAUGGUAAUUUGGAGCAAAAUCGUUUCCAUAAUAAAACUGCCCUUCGAAAGGGCAAUGCUUUGCAAGUGAAAUUGCGAAAACAACCAAAUUUCGGAUUCGAAAACAAAAAUUCGGAACCAUGGCAAACAGGUAUGGAUAAAAGGUAUUGAAUGGUUUACUUGCAACAUUGAA